Messenger RNA from Electrophorus electricus (electric eel), 7293 nucleotides. RefSeq names its product insulin receptor substrate 1 (gene irs1). Gene Ontology annotation, biological process: insulin receptor signaling pathway. Gene Ontology annotation, cellular component: cytosol; plasma membrane. Lineage: Eukaryota; Metazoa; Chordata; Actinopteri; Gymnotiformes; Gymnotidae. The record is from RefSeq and is a predicted model, not a curated record. Gene Ontology annotation, molecular function: insulin receptor binding; phosphatidylinositol 3-kinase binding.
UGGAAUGGGCUCGCGAGUAGCGACCCAUACAAACACACGCUGGAGGUGCCCAGGUUUGCGUUUGCGUUGACUCCGCGAUCUCAAAGAAGUAGAAGGAUCUAACUUGGACCACGACUGGAUUCAAGCUUUUCGGUACCUUCUUGGCGGGCUUCUCGUGUGGAACACACGGGUGCAUCACUUUUGAUUUAGUUUCUGCACUUUAUUUGCUCGACGCGAUACUGCGCCGCUCGCUAGGCUAAAUGGGGUCGUACGCUGACUCUGCUUGUUUUGAUGGUGCAUUUGGAAGUCCGGACUGAAAAGACUUUUUCCUGCACACGAGCUACCUUUUUGGUACUUACCGGUUUUUGUGUUGCGUGUGUUAGAAAGUAAGGUGAUGGGUUAUUUAAAGUUAGUUCUGCUAAACAUGUACCAUGCUGCUAAAGAAUAGACCUUCGCCGAGGUGUCUAUAGACUCCCGACCGUGCUUGUUUUGGCAUGGGCUGCUAGCUCGCUAGCUAAUUGAAGCGCUCGCCUUAGCAAAAUUAACUUAGCCGAAAGAGCAAGCAGCGCGAACAACUACGUUUUCUCAAUGGAGAGAGUUUAAUUUUGUUAAAUUAACUUUUCUUUCCCUUUUGGGGUAAAUUUAUUUGUGCAAAUCAUUUAACAUAAAAACAAGCAUUUUUUUCUAAAAUGGCAAGUCCAUCUACAGAGCAGGGAUGUUUUUCAGACGUGAGAAAGGUGGGUUAUUUAAGGAAACCCAAAAGCAUGCACAAAAGGUUUUUUGUACUGCGGACUGCGAGCGCUACCGGACCUUCCAGGUUGGAGUACUACGAGAACGAAAAGAAAUGGAGACAUAAGUCUGGGGCUCCCAAAAGGUCCAUUCCACUCGAGAGCUGCUUUAAUAUCAACAAAAGAGCGGAUUCCAAAAACAAAUACCUUGUCGCCCUUUACACGAAGGACGAAUACUUCGCGAUCGCUGCAGACAACGAGUUGGAGCAGGACGCGUGGUAUCAAGCCCUUGUAGACCUUCAUAACAGAGGUAAGGUCCAUGAAAAUGCUGGGAGCAACGGAUUCGGGGAGGAAAAUUACGGCGAGCCCAGCCCGGGACCUGCCUUCAAAGAGGUGUGGCAGGUUAUCCUGAAACCAAAGGGACUUGGACAGACAAAAAACUUAAUUGGGGUUUACAGAUUGUGCCUGACAAACAAGACUUUGGGUUUUGUCAAACUGAAUUCUGACGCGGCGGCGGUAGUGCUGCAGUUAAUGAAUAUUCGAAGAUGCGGCCAUUCCGAAAAUUUCUUUUUCAUAGAAGUUGGGAGGUCUGCGGUGACGGGAGAGGGCGAAUUUUGGAUGCAGGUCGACGACUCCGUCGUGGCUCAGAACAUGCACGAGACUAUUCUGGAAGCCAUGAAAGCCAUGAGCGAAGAGUUUCGACCGCGCAGCAAAAGCCAGUCUUCCUCCAGCUGCUCCAACCCAAUCUCGGUGCCGGUCAAGACGAGGCACCAUCACAACAACCCUCCUCCGAGUCAGGUGGGGUUGGGGAGGCGUUCGAGGACCGAGAGCACAACAGCCACCUCCCCUGCUGGCCAAGGGAGACACAGCCACUCGUUCAGGGUGAGGGCGUCCAGCGACGGCGAGGGUACCAUGUCCCGGCCAGCGUCCACGGAGGGGAGCCUCGGCAGCCCGAGCACAGCCCGGCCUCGGUCCCUUCGGCACAGGGGAGGGUCCAGGCUGCAUCCGCCGCUGAACCACAGCAGGUCCAUCCCCACGCCCUCAUCGCGGUGCUCUCCGUCCGCCAUCAGCCCGGUGAGCCUGUCCUCCAGCAGCACCAGUGGGCAUGGCUCCGCCUCCGAGUGCCUCUUCCCCCGGCGCCCCAGCGCCUCCGUCUCGGGGUCGCCCAGCGACGGCGGCUUCGUCUCGUCCGACGAAUACGGCUCGAGCCCCUGUGAUUUCCGGAGCUCCUUCCGCAGUGCGAGCCCGGACUCUCUCGGACAAACGCCUCCGGCCAAAGACGAGGAGCUGAACAACUACAUCUGCAUGGCCAGGCCAGGCUCGCUCGCCAGUGCUGGGAGCCAGCCACGGAGUCAGUCCAGAGGCACGCUGUCCCGCUCGGACGAGCCGGAGCUGGAGAAGUGUUUCAGGAAAAGGACUCAUUCGUCCGGCACCCCGCCCCCGACGGCGUGCCACCAGAAAACGCCUUCGCAGUCCUCCACGGCCUCGUUGGACGAAUACACGGUCAUGACGCCGGCAUGCCCCAGCAGCCGGUCCGCGUCGUCGACGUAUCGGAACUUACUCGUCGCCACCCACUCAUAUCCAGAGGAAGGCUUGGACAUCCCGUCAGCAGGUGGAGGCGGCGGGUCGAGCCACAAGGACGACGGCUACAUGCCCAUGUCGCCCGGCGUGGCCCCUGCUGCGAUGGCGGGGAAGAGUGCCGACUACAUGCCCAUGAGCCCAAAGAGCGUCUCAGCCCCGCAGGAGAUCGUCAACCCGCGGCAGCACUCACGCGUGGACCCCAAUGGCUACAUGAUGAUGUCACCAAGCAGCAGCUGCUCCCCGGAUGUCUUGACUAACUACGGGAAGCUCUGGACCAACGGCGUCAACCCCAAGCUGUCAGUUGAUAGCACAGAGGGCAAGGCAUCGCCGUGCGGGGACUACAUAAACAUGUCUCCCGCCAGCUGCUCGACGGCCGGGACCCCGCCGGACUGCUAUUUCAACCCCGUGGACGAGCGCUCCAGGUCUUCCUACGCCUACUUCUCACUGCCCCGCUCCUUCAAACACGCCAACAGGAAGCAGGAUCAGAAUUCCCUGCAGGUGUUGUCGGGGGCCAGUCGCCUCGUCUGCGUGGAAUCCUCCUCUUCCUCCGCCAGCAGUGACAGUUUGGGCGGGCAGUAUGGCUCGCACCCGCCCGCUGUGAGGUCGGAGGUCAACUCUAGGCUCGCCCGACCCACGAGGUUGUCGCUGGAUGCCAGCAAAGCUAGCACGCUUCCUCGAAUGCGAGAGAACCCGUUUCCCCCUGAACCUAAGAGCCCCGGCGAGUAUGUCAACAUCGAGUUUAACGACAAACCGUUUUCUGCGAGUUUAGUCUCUCUGUUUUCACCAGCGUUUGCCAACAACGGAGCCGAUGUCCAGACAGACCCGCCGUCCUCCGACUACAUGAAUAUGCAGUUGGGCUCGCAGAGCUCACUGUCGAACCCUAUGGUCCCAGCUCCAGCUUCCUGUUCAGACUAUGCUAUUGUCACUCCGUCGAAGACCUCUGCUUCUUCUGACCCUCUGCCUUGUGAGAAUGUCCGUGAGCGUGACUACAUCAGCCUGCAACUGGCUGGCCCCUGCAGAGCCUUUCCUGAUUCCCAGAUGCUCGCGAAUGCUUCCUUACCAGACGCGGAAGCCUGCGUGUGUUCAACCAACGACGACCUCUUGACGCUAGGCGGUGCCCCAGGUCGACCUGUCCUUAUCGGCCCCAUGUCAGGCCUGAGUGCGUUUACCCGGGUAAACUCCACCCCAGCACGAAACCAAGGCGCCAAAGUGAUCAGGGCUGACCCUCAGGGCCGGAGAAGGCACAGCUCGGAGACCUUUGCCUCCACGACGACGAAAGGGGCCGUAGGUGCGCCGACAGGCUUUCAGUCUGAGGACGUGAAGCGACACAGCUCCGCCUCCUUUGAGAACGUUUGGUUGAAGCCCGCCGAGACCACAGCCGGCGGGCACAGGGAAACGCCGAUGGCUCCCAGCCAGGACCAUCAGGACCAGAACGGGCUGAACUACAUAGAUCUGGAUCUGGCACAGAACCAUGAGCAGCUUAUUCUGGACCAGAACUUGUUCCAGGCCCGGCAGGCGGAACUGGGAGCAAUGGGAGGGGCCGAGGAACUCGCCGCCUAUGCCAGUAUAAACUUCCAAAAAGCAGACGAGACCAGGGAAAACUUCGGCCAUAGGGAAGAGUGAAAACCAGGCAACCACAUCUUCCCACGAAUCACAUUCGCUCCCUGUCCCUCUUUGCCAUAAAAAUGGACUUCAGAACCUCAGCAUCAUGCAAACCUCAGUGACCUGGACCUCAGGUUACGCUUACAAACUGGACCUCACAGCACAUACUGCGACCUCACAAAAAGCUGGCCUUCAACAAACUGUAUUUCCCACAAAACCUGGGGGGGCUGCACAUGCGGGGAGGGUUGAGGGAGGGGUGCGACGCCACACGACACGAAGCCCUCGGUGGCAGAACAGGUUAGCCACCAGCCUUGGCCUCUGGCAUUCUGAUGACUGCAGUUCGACAUUCUGGCGCAGAGGCACGAUCAGCACUGACUCCGCCCCCUCUGUCAUCCAUGCCCCUCCCCCACAAACCCUGGCCCCGGCUCAACCAUGCAGACCUCAUCCUUCAGCAGGUCCUCGUAUGCAUCGUUGUUCAUCAUGAGAACUUUGUUACGUGGGUGGUACAGACCGCUACCCAAUAGCGGGUUCCUAUAGGCUGAACACAGCACAGCAGUGUUUACUGCAUCCACGGCUACACUAAUAUUUAACGGUCAGACUAUUUAUGUUGCCGGCGGUACACCCAGCAAGUCGGAAAAUGCACGGCAGCGUUUUGGUACAGGGAUGUUGUGCAAGUCGUUUAAGGUGCUCCUCUAUGUGUGUGUGACGUUUCGUUUCAACGCAACGCUUCUCAUGUUGUGCAGCUGAUGGUACCCCAUCCUGUGCAUGGUACUGCACACGAGCACAGACACACCAGGGCGGUAUACCACGAGGCAGGAUUCUCGGGUUAGCAGGCUAAUUAUGGGUUUAACAGUAUCGCGAUGGGGGCUCAUCGCUCAGUACCCCUUCAGUUGCGGCGAUGUCUUACAACCCAAGCAGGCUGUGUUAGGUCUUAGUUUGACCGAGUUAGAACACUUUGUCUCUUGGCCAUAUAAGAGAUAUGGGUGAUGCUUGCUUUAAGCAACAAUACUUAUAUAUACACGCAAAAAAUAUUAGGUCUGUCUUCUGAAGUAGGCUACAGUCCUCUUCAUUUUAUUGAGAUAAUUGAGAUUGCUCUCCCCAAGUCCAGCUUGCACAGACAUUUUUGUUGGGAUGAUUAUGAUGAAUCACAGAGGCGUGUUUUGCUUGCUACAUAAAUUCGGGAAGCCAUAACGGUUCCCUUCCCCCUCCAUAAUUAUAAACCACAAAGUCGUCUCAAAAGGCCUAACAAACGCAUGAAGCGGCUAACUUGAUCAAAGGUCAAUAAUAGCAUGGUUCGAGACCCUGGGAGGAACUUGGAGAAGCCACAGGGAAACAUGCACAUCUUUACUGAAGAAUAUGGCGAGCACACCCAGUUUAUAGGGCACUGAAAUAUGAAUAAGCACGGCUAAAGUCUUUUACUUGGUUCACUGCUGUUUCCUUUGGUACCUUUAAUAUCGAUUAGACUCGUGUGAGAAUGGCUGGUUUAAUAAAUCCAGUCUUGUUAAAGAAAGCCAGGCUAUACUGAGCUUGCUUCAUGGUAUACCCUCAGAGUCAACAGAUAAAUACCUGAAUACCCUUACCUCAGGACUUCAGGGGCUAACACUUUGUGCUUAAGCAGAGUGAAGCAUGAUUGACCUCACAAUGUGUGCGCGCGCACACACACACACACACACACACACACUGUGACCCCUUUUACAUUUAACUUCUUUUUGGACUGUUAUUUCUGAGUCGCGUCAUUAAUCUUGUGUAAUAUAUGUUUGUUGGUCAGUGGACUACUUGCUGUUUGGGUACUGAGUUAUGUUAAUAUAUCUGAGCAUUACAGCAGAUGAGCCUUGUAGGCUAAGCACAGGUCCGAAUUGUUUCAUACCUUGCACAUUCAGUGUAGAUUUGUGUAAUGUUUUUUGCCGCCAUUUUGCCUCGCCUACCAGCACUGCAGCGAAGCAAGAGCCAACCCUGAAUGGUGCACAAAUCUAACUGGAGCAAUUCAUGUCACAUGAUUUGCUUCCACUGCAAACGGAAGGAGCGGAUGUUAACAGAAUCAUAACCCCAAAAUUGAAUUAAGACUUGUAUGUUAGUCGUUACCAAUACUUGGGACGUUCUUUGCCUAGAGCCAACAGACCUCCGCCAGGUCUUGUUAGCAUAAUUAGGGUUUGUGGGUAACGGUAGUCCUUAACCAUUUCACUCAAGUUCUUGAGAGGCGAGAGAACAAACGGUACUGUUGACAUCCUGCAACUCUCACAGGGAACUUCAUUGAUUCAGGACAUUGGUUUCUUUUUGAUGUACCAUGGAGUCUGCAGUUACGCAGGAUAUGCUUUGGUCCAGUGGUCUGCACCAACGCAUCCGUUGGUUUAUUUAUGACUGAACCUUGUUAACAGAAGCUGUUUCUUUUACAGGUUGUAGUGCAAGUCUGUGACUUACAGUACUGAUGAACCUUGUUAGCCAGUAUGUUUGUACCUUUUUUGUCUUCUGAUUUUUAUUUUAAUCACAUUUUAUUUCAUUUUAUUUUUGCAUAAAAAUCUUUCCCUGUGACAUAAUCUGAGGGUCAUGUUGAGACAAAGAAAAAGGGUAUCAAAGUGUCACUUUUGCUGCUGAUGUGGGAAAAACAUUGACACAAAUCUAUGUAAAUUAUUAAAUAUGGAUAUUUCAUUCAUGAUUUUGUUCGUGUUAAGUAUUUAACUUUUUGCUUGUAGACUUGGGUUGACAAGUGGGCUUGUUUGUUUGCUUGUUUGUUUGUUUUUUGGGGGGGGGCUUGCAUCUUGUUUAUUGAUGCAAGUAAUUGUUUAUAGUAACAUGUAUAUGCCAUUGCUUAGGGGUGGGAAAGGGUGUGGCUCUUUCAGAGGGUGUUUAUCAAGACUUGCCACUUAACAAGAACUCCUUCCCCAGUGCAGUUAUACACCGCUCUGGCAACCCUGGCUUUGGCAGUUGUUCUGUAACCUGUUUAAGCCGUGAUCAACAACCUCCUCUCUUCUUCUUUUUUUUUUUUGGGGGGGGGGGGGUGUAUAUGCAUUGUUUCUCCAGAACAUGACUGAAUGAUCAAUUUACUCUGCCAAGGUAUACAUGGCCAAACAAUCUUGUCUUCCACUGUAUAUAAUGUAUGUACAAAAAUGAAUUAUGGACAGCUUUGAGUGGACCGGUUUUAAAUGGGUGCAUGGUCAAAUUAAACACAGAAGAAUCCGAUAGAAUGUUCUGAACAGGUGGCGAGGCACGAACAAUACGUCAAGUGAGGGUAAACAAAAUGGAUGUAUAGAUAAAACUGAAUGAAUGAAUAAAUGUGUUUUUAAGACUGAACCCACCAGCAGUGAGGUGAGGACUGUAUGGGUCCCUCCUCUCCCCUCUUAUUUAGGAGAAUGGUAUCUUCUGGAAUUUUGCUCUGUAAUAAAUUCGAAAUUUAUCUUUUUUGAAA